AUGUACGCUUCAAUCUGUGAGGACUGUGUAACCUUGUUUGGUUCUCAACAGAUUCAUGUUGGCGUACAGGACAUAUCAUCUUAUAAUAUGGCGGAUUCUCGUGAUCCGGAAAUCGUGAUUGUACAACGUAACAGCUUUGUUAAGCCAGCCUUUGCCGUCGCCAUCCCUGUGAUGGCAUUGUUGGCAGGCUUGGUGUUUGCUGUUUACUGUUUUCACAAGAUUAAAGGAACACGAGAUCUUGACGUCUUGGAUAUUAGUGAAGAAACCAUACUGGAAGACAGUAUGGAAACUGAACAUCUCGAUGAUAUGGAACAACUGGACGAGACUGAUGACGACUUGGAUACUGACUGUGACGAAGAUGACGAAGUGGCUAGACUGGAAGACAGUCUAUAUAUGGAAAAACUCGACGAGACUGAUGACGACUUAGAUACUGAUUCUGACGAAGUUGACGAAGUAGUUAGACUGGAAGACAAUAAGGAAAAACUCGACGAUAAUCUUCUUCAUCAAAUUGAAAAACUUCUAGAUGACCAACGGCAUUUAGAGGAAGAUUUAAAAUUGGCUCAAAAUGAAGUGCAAAAGCUGGAAAAGGUAAAUGAAGAACAGACGGAUACAAUAACGACACUGGAGAGUCAUCUGGCUGAGAAAGAUCUUUUGCUCAAGAAGAGAGACGAAGAGGAACGAGAGAGGGAAAUGUUCUUCCAGCAGGAGAUGGCUGAGAAGCAGAGAGAGCUGGAGGCCAAUCUACAGAAGGAAACAGAACUCUGCCUCAAAUUAAGAGAAUCCGAAAAUAUGAAUCAGUUGCUUGAUUUGGAAAACGAAGAGUUCUGUAGGAUGAAUGAAGACCUUAGGAACGAUUUACUUGAGAAAGAGAAGGAAGUCGACCUUCUGAAAGAAUCCCUCAACCUUAAAGCUAAGGAAUUGGAAGAAGGUCAAGACAAACGGGAAAUAAUGAAGAGGCGAUUGGUGGAAACUGAAGAGGAUAACUCUUCUCUCCAAGAAAAACUGAUGCUCGCUGAAGAAAAGAACGUAAGUAUCCAGCAGGAUGUCCUGAUUAUGCAGGACGAAAAUCAAAAGCUCGAGUCACUUCUCAGCCAAGCAGAAUCUGUGGCCAUCUUGACAAAGGAAAUCUUAAACGCUGAGAAAACAAGUCAUGAGUUACUAGGAGACGAGCUUCAAGUCAUGAAGAACUGGGUGGCUGAACUAGGUGGAGAAAACGCCAAGAUGAAAGGAGAAUUAAAAGAAAAAACACAGGACAUGAUGUUACUAGAGAAAUCAUUAGAAACUGAGAGGCAAAAUAACAUUACUCUGCAGAAUGUUCUCCAUCGUCUGAAAGAAAUGGAGAACUUGCUGGAAGAAGCGAAGAAAAGAGAGAAGGUGAAAGACGAGGAGGUCGAGAGGCUGCAGAAAGAUAAUGAAGUCUAUCGAGAACAAAUUGAAAAUAUGGAGAUGAAGCUGGAAAAUAACUGCGAGGAGAUGGAAAGGCUAUUCAGAACACUCAAGGAGCAGGUACAUAAAAACAGCUUGCUAGUUAAGGAGAAGGAAGACGUAGAGAUUGAAAUGAGAAGGCAAUAUCAAGAGAACCUGAGGCAAAAGAACAGAGAAGCAGAGGAGCAGCAUGAACGGGAGAAGCAAAUCCAGGAUAACAUGGAAAGUGUCCUCCGUCAAAAGCAGAGCCUGGAACGCUUGCUGGAUUGUAAAGAAAAAGAUAUCAUCUCUUUGAAGAAGAAUGAGAGUGAAGCCCAGCGGGAAGUGCAGCAACUUCUCAAGGACUGUGAAAUGCUGAAAGAAAAGAUUCAGCAGCAGGAGCAAAAUAGGAUUAGAGGCGAAAAGCGUCUCAGGGAGCAGCUAAGGACACAGGAGGAGGCUUUAAGGGAACACGAUAAAUACAUGUUGAUGACGCUUCUCCAUGGGACUGCUCAGAGGAAUUUCCAGCUGGAACACAUCGCGCUUGAACACAGAGAUGAAGAAGGGAAGCAAGAGACGUGCACAGGAGGAACAAUAGGAAGGAAACAUACAGGGAGUAAGGAACACCCUUGUGAGAAGGCCCGUGAGACAGAACAGAAACAACGUAAGGAGUACUGGAACGCCCAGCGGGAGAAGAACGAGGAUUACGAGAAACAAUGGGAGGGCCUCAAGCACAUUGUGGAAGAUGUUCUUCACGGAGAUGAAUAA
Molecule: messenger RNA, 2172 nt
Organism: Macrobrachium nipponense
Lineage: Eukaryota; Metazoa; Arthropoda; Malacostraca; Decapoda; Palaemonidae
Product: golgin subfamily A member 6-like protein 25
Exons: 1
Coding region: 1-2172 (723 amino acids)
Source: RefSeq, a predicted model, not a curated record